CGGACCAAAACCGUGACGCAGACGGACCCGGUGGAAUCUAGGGGUCAGGGACCCUCAGUGAGUCUGGAGACCCUAACCUUGACCUCUGACCCCCAGGUGCAGUUUGCCUCUCUGAUGGAGACCCUAACCUUGACCUCUGACCCCCAGGUGCAGUUUGCCUCUCUGAUGGAGACCCUAACCUUGACCUCUGACCCCCAGGUGCAGUUUGCCUCUCUGAUGGAGACCCUGGGGAGCGAGGCUUUGGGGAAGAUCUUGAACAUCGUGGAGGAGGCUGAGCUUCAAGGAGAGGAGAACAGAUCUGAGACCAGUUUCAUCCACAUCCUGAACCACGUGGAGAACGAACACUCGUACGGAGCCCGACUGCAGAGCAACGACUUCAACACUCAGAAGCAGCAGGAGGCGUUUGAGGGCCAGUCUCAGGGUCCGUUUGUUCCAGCGCUGACGCUGAAAGACGAUGGAGGCAUCGUUGACCUGGAGGUCAUCGCUGAGAGAGCUCAGCAGCUGAUCCACAGGGAGGAGGAAGUGUCUCAGAGCAGCCUGAAGUCUCAGCAGCUGAUCCACAGGGAGGAGGAAGUGUCUCAGAGCAGCCUGAAGUCUCAGCAGCUGAUCCACAGGGAGGAGGAAGUGUCUCAGAGCAGCCUGAAGUCUCAGCAGCUGAUCCACAGGGAGGAGGAAGUGUCUCAGAGCAGCCUGAAGUCUCAGCAGCUGAUCCACAGCAGAGAGAAACCCUUCAGCUGCAGCGUCUGUGGGAAAACCUUCAACAGGCAGACGCAGCUGAAUACGCACAGCAUCGUGCACACGGGCGAGAAGCCGCACACCUGCCAGGUGUGCUUACGGACCUUCAACAUGCUUCAGAACCUGCGGCGCCACAUGCAGACUCACGUGGAUCGGAAGCUCUUCGAGUGCUCUCUUUGUGGGAACGGCUUCACGCGGGCGUCGACUCUCAGAACCCACCAGCUGAUCCACGCCGGGCUGAAGCCUCUGAAGUGCCCCGUCUGCCCUGAAGCCUUCAGGAACGCCGUGAACCUGAAGAGCCACCAGACGAUCCACAGCGGGGAGAAGCCCUUCAGCUGUGAGCUCUGUGGGAAGAGCUUCAGGCAGGCGGUGAACCUGAAGAUCCACCUGAGAACCCACAGCGGGGAGAAACCGUUCGGCUGUGACCUGUGUGAGAAGACGUUCAGCCAGCAGAGCAGUCUGAUGCAGCACCAGAGGACUCACUCCUCCGAGAGGCCGUUCAGCUGCAGCUGCUGCGAGAAGACCUUCAACAACAACAACAGCCUGAAGCUUCACCUGAGGGUGCACAGCGGGGAGAAGCCCUACAGCUGCUCUGUCUGCAGGAAGGCCUUCAGCCAGGGCAGCCACCUGCGCACGCACCUGAGCCACGUGCACGCCGGGGGAAAGCAGUUCAUCUGCGACCGCUGCGGGAAGAGAUACUCCGACAAGCGAAACCUCACGCUGCACAAGUGCUGCUACGCAUGACACCGCUCUGAAGCUUCAGGAGACUCAAAGUGGACAUUUGUUGGGUCAGGAGGUCAGGAGGUCAGAAAUGAAGAAGGUCAGGAGGUGAGGAGGUCAGGAGGUCAGAAAUGAAGAACUGAAGAUCCUCGGACACAACCUGAGGGCGGAGGAGACUCUCUGCCAGUCCCAAAGUGAAACUGGAGGGUCCUGAUGUUCCUGAACCCGACAUGUUGAGACCCCAAAGGGUUCUGAUAGGGUCUCCAGCUCAGAGAGACUGCUGGUGGGACAUUUACACCGUUAGAGUAAGUUGGUUCUGUUUAUUAGCAGCUGCAGAUGGUUUGGAUGAAGUGUUUUUAGCGGUGUUGAGUUCAUGUCUGACCUUUUCAGGAUCAGAAAUGUCAGUGUUACCCAGAAAGUGGACAUAUCUGUACUCUGACUGAUGCUGAUGUGUUUUGGGUGCGUUUGGAAGAUUUAGGAGACUCUAAACUGCAUUGAUUGUGUCAAAUGUCAGAAAUGAAGAACAACCUGAGAGCGGAGUGAGACUAAAAGUCAGACCUGAUGUUAAUAAAGUUUCCUAAAGAUUGGA
Trematomus bernacchii (emerald rockcod) is the source of this 2044-nucleotide messenger RNA. RefSeq lists its product as uncharacterized. The transcript has 7 exons. Bases 115 to 1479 code for a protein of 454 amino acids. The record is from RefSeq and is a predicted model, not a curated record. Lineage: Eukaryota; Metazoa; Chordata; Actinopteri; Perciformes; Nototheniidae.